AAGACCCUCGUUAUUUUCCCCGCGCAGAAGCGCAGAGCUCCUUGGGUAAAGAUCGAAACGUUUGGCAGUAGCUCCCUCUGCAGUUCCUGUCCAAUCGCGGCGUGACGAGUAGCAGCAUUUCCUUUCGCAGCCUUCUAAAUCCCACACUACUGCUAUUGACUAUCGGGGGCACGACGUUGGAGGAAAGGAGAACCGUUCACGAGCGGAUUCUACCGAGUCUGCAGCAUUAAACGCGCGGAGCGCAAGAGAACGUGGGCUAAGGGAUGGCCCCAAAAACCGUCGCUGUCAGCCUCAGCUUGCUGAUCAUUAGCAUUUUCUUACGCUUGACCUGGGCAUUAAGGGCCCAACCGGUCGUCCCCUGCCAGGCCCCGCUGCAAUGGGAGGGCCGCACGGUGGAGUACGACCACAGCAGCGGCAGGAAUAUCCGUGCCAUGGUGUCUUACGACAGUCCUAACCAGCGCCUCCGUGUUCUGGAAGAAAAAAAGAGGUUCGUCCCUUGCAAAAAAUUUUUUGAAUACAUAUAUCUUUAUAAAGAUGCAGUAAUGUAUCAGAUUGAACAACUGACAAAGCUGUGUUCCAAGAUUUCUUUGAGUGAGCCUUGGGAUCCUUAUGACAUUCCUGACAACUCAACGUAUGAAGAUCAGUACUACAUUGGAGGACCAAGUGAUCAAAUUAUGGUCCAGGAAUGGUCUGACAGGAAGCCAGCUAGGAAAUUUGAAAAUUGGGUGGGAGUUUACACAGUCAAGGACUGUUACCCAGUUCAGGAAACCUACACCAAGAACUACAGUGUGACAACCUCCACUCGUUUCUUUGACCUCAAGCUUGGGAUAAGUGACCCAUCUGUUUUCAGCCCUCCCAGCACUUGCCAGACAGCUCAGUCAGAAAAGAUGACUUAUGUAUGCUGAUGAUAGAUAUUGGCUUCUACAGUACAUACAUAGCUCAAUGUGUAUUAUUAAUAGCUGGCUGAUAAUGUCUAAUAUGACUGUUGCACUUUGCAGAAUGCAGGUUCUUAUAGACUAGAAAUGGAAUAAACUAUCUUUUGAGCCUUGUUAUUCUAAAUGUGAUCUCAUAUCCUACAACUGUAAGCAAAUGAUCAUAUUUCUUUUAGCUGCUAACAUCCUCUGGCAGAAGCUUUUUCUGUUUUUUCAGUAUAUCUCUAAAAGCAUAUUAAAAUAUGAAAUGUGUUAAUUUUAGAGAGCUGGGGAAAAACUACAUUACAUGUAGCAGAUCAGGUGUUAUCAUAACAUGGCACCUAAAGGUGCUUUUUCAAGAGCCAACUGGACUUUCUUGUUUUUCUUUGAAGACAUUUUGCUUCUUAUCCAAAAAUCUUCAGCUCUGAGUGAUUGGUAGGGAAUGGAAGUAUUUAUGCUCCUUGCAGACAGUUAGUCAUUUGCAUUCUUUUAGAGAGUCAUCGAGGGUACUUGGAGGUUUAUUUGUAUCCUCAGGGUCAUCUGAGUACUGCAAAUGGGUGUGGAGUCUUCUUGGAAUUACUAAAAGGACUGUGUUGUACACUGGAAAUAGAUGAUGUCAUAUCCCUCACCCACUGUUGAGAGAGGGCUAUUUAAUUUUGACCUAUAUACCCUCUUUGACCUGUCUUUCAAACUAGCGGUCCUCUUUGUCCAAAAUGUAGACUCAAAGAAAAACGAAGUCCAUUUGCCUCUUGAAAAAGCAUCUGUGGGACAAUCAUGACCUGGAUGAUUGAGAAUCUCCAUAAGAUGGCAUAUUGUAACAAAAUGAUUUUCUGAAAACUGCUAUAGUGAAUGAAUAAUCUCUUAUUUAUUAAAUAGAUUUAUAUGGCAGCCCAACUCACACAUGAUGACUCCAAGUACCAUACAUCAUUAAAAAACAACAAUAUAAAAACUCCGGGAGACCCCUCACCCAUGGUGGUAACAAAUGCAAUAAUAUGGAGCCACUGACGGACUCUGAAUCAGUCUGGGAUCCCCUGAUCUGCUGACAGAACCAUAUCUUCAGGGCUUUCUGAAAAAAUAGCAAGCAGAGGGUCAACUUAUUUCCAAGGAAAUGAUAUUUCAGAAGAAGGGAGCCACUAUAGAGAAAGCCCUUCUUUUAGAUCCUGUUUAGUGAACCUUCUUAAUAGACGGGACUCACAAUAUAGCCUGCCUUCCCAUUUUGGUGAUCUGGGUAGAUGAAAAAGGUUUCUGUCAAGAGUCAUUUAAAGUUCAGGUGAAUUUUUGAGAUAUAGAGAAUGAGAAACUAUAUAUAAAUCUUAUUUUCCCGUAUGAAAAGAUCUAUCUGAUGCUUUUCUUGUCUUCAUAGUCACUAUUAAAAUAUAUACAAUGUCUUGUCAGGAAACUUUAAAACACUUUUAAGAAAUAUGCAACAUAGUUAUUAUUUUGAUAGUCCAGAAGAGAAGUAAAUAUAGUGAAGAUUAUUGUUAUGUCAGCAAGACUAAGAAUAAUCACCAGAAUCACUAUUAGUUUUGGAAAUGGAAACAAAUUCAAGAAGAAAAAAGUUUUAAUGGGUCAUACAAUUUAUUUUGAUUAUAUAAUCAAAAUUAAAUUACGGAUAGUCCUCCAGUUACCACAGUUCACUUAGUGAUGGUUUAAAGUUACAACAGCCCCAUUAAAAGUACUUAUGACCCAGUCCCAAAGUUACAUCUGUUGUAGCACCACAGCGGUCAUUCACCCUUACAACUGAGAUGCAGAGAUGCUGCAAUAUGCUCCCUGCCUAUUUUCCCCCAUCAUGCCCUGUCGGGUAUCUGCAGGCAUUGAGUUUGCUUUGGUAGCCCACCACAUUCCACAUGCUUCUCCCCAUCUGUCACUGACCUCUCGUUUGCCUUUGGAAGAUCUCCAGAACUCAAGACAUCAAUGUGAAGUUGUUUUCCUUAGACCCUGUGUUCUUACAUAUACUUCCAUCUUCUUUGGAAAAACAUUUUUGCAAUUUGCGAGCGCUGGGUUUGCCUCUCCCAUUCCCUACUGAACCCCAGCCUAUCUCACAAAUGGGCGUAGACCUGCCCUGCCACUUACUGGAGUGCCAAACCUGCCUGGUUGUCUCCAUUUGUGUCACCGCACAAAGGGAGGCCUUGGGUGGUUGGAGGCAGUGGUCUUGUGUCUGCACUAGGCCUUCAAUGGUUUUCACUCUUGAGGUACCCGAUAUGCUCUUAACGACCUGUGCAUUCAAUUAACAAAUGCAUUGGAAAGAGGAGGGAUGGGCUCGUUCCUUUUACGUAAUCCAAUUAACAAAUCCUCAAGCUAGAAUGUAACUGGCAGGCUCCAUUACAUUCAUAAUUCAAGGAUUUCCUGUAGAAAUAAAGUACAUAUGUGUAAAAUAUGUAUUGUUACUCUGAUUAUAGUUUUUUUCAUUCCAGAAAAUACAUAUUGUAACCCUAAUCCUUUUGCAGUUGACUAGUGGUGAUUUCAUUAAUGCCAGUGGUGUCCAUAUGAAGCUCCAAAUAUUUUGAAUUUGCAGCCAAAGCACCUAUCACUUUUGGUAUUGUCUUUGUUUUCUUUUGCCAUAGUUGUUCUGUAGGUAUUUGAUUUUCUCCAGUUCUUUCUUUUUUAUUCUGUUGUCUCCAUUAUUGCAGUGUCCAAUAUCCAGACCUUUUUAUCUUAUCAACAGUUGUUAAGUCUGGGAUGUUAUGUGACAGCUGCUUGUCUUUUUGAAUUCUGAAGUCCUGGAGCACUUUAGCUUCUUCACUUUUUUAUUAUUUUGUCUAUUUUGUGAUCCCGCCAGUUCUUGCUUGUAGGCUGUUACCUCUUUUCUAUUCUUCAUUUGGUUUUUCUUGUAGACUAGUUUGGUCUCUUUAUACUCAGUAAACUAUUCUUUAAUUAGAAUACAACAAUGAUAACUUGAAUAUCAGUAUAGCCUUGAAGAGAUUUCCCAACUACUUUUCUUCCAUGUUAAAUGACUUAUGAACUAGGGAUUCUCUGUACACAACUUGAAAAGCUAGUUCAUAUAAAUCGUAUCUUUUAAUUUUAGUUGUUGUAAGAGUGAAUAAUGUACUGAUUCCUUCUGAAAAUUUGUGAAGUGGUAAACAACAUAGAAAAUCUGUGUAUUAAUUAUGAAAUCUCUAGACUGAGACAUGUUUAUGCAUGAUUCACUAAGGUCUUUUACAUACACAUUUAUUCCUAUAUCAGAAGAUGAAAGCAUCUCCUAUUGUAACCACCUCUCUUAACAAAGAACAAUGCAGUCCUGAGUGAUGAUUUGACAUUUAAUUUUAAUUUCUCCAUAACUAUUUCUUCAAUAAUUGGUCAGGUAUUCUAGGUGUUCCUUCUACUCUGAUGUACUUCUACUUAUUAAUUCAUUGUUGGAACAAUUAAUUUUAUUGUGAGACUUUUGUUUGCAUGCUAUUUUUAUUUUUACUAUAAAUAUUAAAUAUCUGUAGGAAAAUCUUGUAUUUGCAGAAGAUGAAAUGAAAAGGGGGUUAACAUAUAAAUGUCUUUACAAAUAAUUGGAGCUCUGUACGGAAUUUGUAAUUAUAGAGAAAAGCCUUUGGUUUUCACUCAACAUGUACAGUUUGGAGAUAAGGUAAUCAGGUGCUCAUAUUCAUUGUAAUUCUGUGAAUGUAUCAUUCAUAGGUGGAAUGUAUAGAAGGGAAAUUACCAUCUUCUAGGGUCAAAGAGAUAAAGGGAUUGUCACUUUAUUUAUAUUUGGAGCAGUUAGAAAAAUACGAAUUUAAUACAGGGGUGACAAUCUAUAUAUGUAUAUAUAAACGCGAAAACCACUUAUGCUGUAAUCACGAAAUCUCCAGAACAGGAAGCCUACAAACUUGAAAUUUGGCACAUAUGUUCCUCUUGGCUUCUAGGUGCUCACUAAGAAAGGAUUUUUCGAAAUGAGCAUCACAGCAUUAGUAUUUUGUAUAUUAUAAUUAACAUGCUCUGAUGCUAAGGAGUUCUACUCGCCCUCCCCACCCGAAAAUAAAUCUGUUCCAAAUGCAAAAUACAAGCAGAGGAGAGGAGUUUCACUUUCAGUUUUACUUUCACAGCAGGAAGCAGCUUUAAUACAGAACACUUGAGCUAAGCUGCGGCCAGGCUCCUUCCUGUUUCCUUGCUCACACAGCAAAUACUUUUUCACUUUCCAAACAGCCUUCUGAUGCUAAGGAGUUCUACUCCCCCCUCCCCACCUGAAAAGAAAUUUGUUCCAAAUGCAAAACACAAGCAGAAGAGAGGAGUUUCACUUUUACUUUCACAGCAGCAACCAGGGGAUAGGAUAGGGUAGGCUUCUGUGGGGCAAACCUGAAGGCGAGAAGGGGAUAGGAGAGGAGAGGCUUCUGUGAGGCAAGACUAAGGGAGAGAAGAGGAUAGGGGAGGCUUCUGUGGGGCAAGGCUGAGGGAGAGAAGGAGAUGGGAUAGGAGAGGCCUCUGUGCGGCAAGGCUGAGGGAGAGAAGGGGAGAGGAGAGGUCGAUUGUAACUACUCAUUAAUUUUCAAGCUGUAAGUGUUGAUUUAUCAAGCAUGAUCACAUAGUUUUGUAGCAAAGCAUUGGUAUCCAGCUAGUAUUUUAUAUUAGAGCUGUGCAUGCAUUCACAAGUAUUGUUUUGUGCCUUGUGUAAGCACUACCGGUACAACACUGCUAUUAAUUAAAACAACUGUAUCUGUUGUUUUGCUUUAAGAGUUUCUUGAAUUACUUAACUUCUGAAAACAAUGGCAUCAUUUUUAGGCUUGUAUGAAAGAUGGAAGAAAAACAUUACUACUAUAAUUAGUAGGGGAGAAAUGUGCUCAUGUGAAGCUCAAAGCCUUGCUUCAGAACGAGUUUUGAAGCAUGCACAGCCCUAUUACCAAGUAUAGGGCACUUUAAAGGAUAAUAAGCAGCAUUGUAAAUACCUGCUUUAGGGAGUUGACAGCUUAUUAACGCAAAAGGUGAACAGUUGAGGGAAAAUGAAAAUAUGGUAUAUAUUUACUUCAAUCAAUUAUACUUAGUUUUUCAUUAACCAGAGGAUAAGAAUAAAAAUUAAACAGAAGACCAAUAUUGUGGAAAUGAUUAAAGAAAAUAAAUUACUGGGAUCCAAAUCUAAAUUGUAGAUUUAGAAAAUAGUACAAUACAGGUAAGCAAGACUUGGAAGAAUUUGGAAGUAAAGAUUGAGCCAAGAGCAAAAAGGUGCACAUAGUAGGGAAUACAGAAAGGAAUUGCCAUGGAAUGUGAAAAGAAAUAUAUAUUUCUGUGAGUGAAAUAAGCCAUGAUGUGGUCUCGGAAGGUCAGAUAUUGUUUAAACUGAAAAAACUAUAAAAGCAUAAAUAAGUUUCUUAAGUGAUAUGGUCAAAAUACACAGGAUGCUCUAAAUAAAAUUGUGGUACUACAGGUAGUCCUUGAAGUAUGACUCUAAUGGAGCCUGGCCAUUUGUGUUGUAAGUCAAAACUCAUAAAAUAAGUGACUCAUUUUUUUAUCGUGUUUGUUAAGUGAAUCAUCUGGGCUGUUAAACAAACUAAAAUCAAGCUUGUUUGCUUCUGUUCAUUAAGAACCUCCACAAUAAUUAAGUAAAUCAAGAGGCUUGAGAAUGUGCAGGGCUUCCUGACAUGGCGCUCCAGAGGGAACCGCUGUUGCUGUUCAGUAGAUGUUCUGGCAAGAUGAGGCAGCCCUCCGCCUCUGAACUAAGCACUUCCAGGCAGUGUCUGGCACCCUCUCCAGCUCCAAAGUGAAAGAACCUCCUUGCACAGGCACGUACCUGGCAUGGCUCACCAGUUCCCUGCACCACAAGGCAAGAUUAGCCACUGCCUUGCCCUGCACUACCGGUGCCCUAAGCUCUUCAUCAACUGACGUGUGAUGCACAAGCUGCUCCCAAUCCUCACUGUGUUUUGCCUAUGUUUGAGACUUGACUUCGUGAUCAAACUGCAUAUCAAGAUGUUUUAGAGGCUCAGCUGGAAAAAAUCCAUGGGAGAUCGAUACUACUAUUCUGCAACAGAUAAGUUUGCGCUCCAGUAUUGAAACUGUUUAUAAAUACGGUUAACUUUCUCUAUAAUGAAAAACUAUUUGUCAUUCUGAGAUGGCUGUGGAGAAAAUGGUGGUGGGAAAUUAAGACUUCCUUGUUUUGUUUAACUUGUUUUUGUUUUUGAUUGGACUGCUUGUUUUGGAGUACCACUGUUUUUGUUCAGUUGUAUUAUAAUUAUAUUGUUCUUUAAAUAAAUUUUCUUUUCAUUUGUGAAGACCUUUUGGAAGGGAGAUUCCCAUUUUGCUUUACCUUAUAAUAUCCUAUUCUCUUUCUUUCCUAAUGUUUUUUUCCUUUGUGUAUCUUGAAGUAACUUAAUAAAUGUACGCAAAUACAAAAAAA
Pantherophis guttatus is the source of this 7221-nucleotide messenger RNA. RefSeq names its product ependymin related 1 (gene EPDR1). Gene Ontology annotation, biological process: cell-matrix adhesion. Gene Ontology annotation, cellular component: lysosome; extracellular region. NCBI's taxonomy places the organism in Eukaryota, Metazoa, Chordata, Lepidosauria, Squamata, Colubridae. The record is from RefSeq and is a predicted model, not a curated record. Gene Ontology annotation, molecular function: calcium ion binding.